GAAUAGAUUGAAAAUAAAACAUUAGUAUUACUCCUCCAUUUUUCUGCAACAUUUUCAGGACGUGAAGAACUUGAUAGUCUUGUCGUGAAAGUUAUGAAGAGAAAAGAAGUUCCUACAGUAACAAUAACAAAGAUUACGAAUUAAACAAUUCACGGCAGAAACGAGGACAAAGUUUGUUUUCACAUUAGGGGAAGUUAAAAACAUGGGAAAGAUCAUGCCAUCCACCUCAGACCCUACUCUGGGAAUGAAUGACGAGGAGAAAGACGGUGACAAUACGAAAUAUGUCGAUGAGCUCCUUUCGAAAGAAUUACUACAGCUUUCAGUUGGCGAUCGGAAUGACAUUCAAGAAGAAAUCCAUGGCGUCGGGUGUUUGGCGCCGGAAGAAACGCCGGAGUUCGUCGAGCGAUCGUUAAAGGAGCUCACUCUGGAACUAGAGGAACUGAUGUUUUCUCUGCCCAAAUUUCAAACGCGGGGAUAUCAACAGAGUCAACUCCAACCAAAUACUUACGUGAAUGAGAAGGAAUUCCGAUUGCGGUUUCUGAGGUGCGAAUUGUUCGACAUUCGAAAGACUGCGUUCAGGAUUUGUGAAUUUCUGGAGUGGGCCCUAAUUUUGUUUGGGGAGUACGCCUUGCAGCGGCCCAUCACACUUCACGAUUUCAGCAAGGACGAACUCAAGUAUUUCAGACAGGGCUACUAUCAACUUCUGCCCUCUCGUGACCGUUCCGGGAGAAGAAUUGUAGUCAUCAUACCCGGAGAAGGAAUGGAAAAAAUACCGAAAGAUGCAAAGGUAUGUAUGUAGAUGUGUAUAAUUAUUUGACAAAGGAUUGAUUGGUUGCUUGGAAUUGUUUGUUCGUACCGUUUCCAAAUACGAUACUGGUCUCACAAAGAGAUUGCAUACGUGCCUUCGGUAUGAUUCGAACGAAACGAAAAUGAAAAACGAUGUAGGCAAAGAUUGCAAUGUACACAUCCUGGGCAGCUGGAUGCAACGAUAUAGAUACACAACGCAAGGGGUUGGUAUUUUUGGUAUGGUUUGAUAAGUCGAUCAAAACAUCGCAAAUAGGCACAAAGCAGAAGGCCAAAGACCACGAGGUGGCGUCUGUACGAGCAAGUGCAAUUCAUUGCUGCACUCCCGACACAGCAUUGUUCCGGUUCCGUCGUUCCAUCAUGGCGAUGCGAAUUGCCCACCACAACCGAUACAAGCUCAAAUACCAUUUGGGAGAUGCCAUGGAAAAUCGAUACAUGCUACAAACCUAUGGAAUACCGUCCGACCAGAUUCCUCUCACAUGGAGCGGUACCGUCAAGCUCAACUACCAUCGGCAGUGGGUACGCCUCCGCCAUGCGAUCGAGCAACGAGAAUUGCGACAGCGUUUGUCGGGAAUGGAUAGCUCUAUGUUUGUCCAAUUAAAUAAAAACACAAUGAUCGACUGUCCCAACCUCAGCGAUGUUCUGUUUCGCCAGGGAACAUCAACGACUUCUCAUCCGGGCAACGUGGCGUUUCGGGUCAUGAUCGAAAGGCGGCUAAAAAAAUUGGAGCGUAUACAGCGAUUAGAAGCGGAAACGAAAGAAAUGACACGAAUCAGAUCGAAAGACGGAAGCAAACGAAGCUCCAGCGUCAAGAUCCCGCAGGUCAAAACCAGAAAAGUUGUCAUGGAUGUGAUCGAGGAGGUCCAAAAUAGGCGAAAUGAGCGCAUCUUGUUUUGGAACGACCUGGGAUGGUGGGACGAAGCCACUGAUCAUCACCAAAUUUACCUCAAGGUAGAAUACAUCGUCCGGGAAUACCGGUCGACGCUCAAGCGCAAAAAAAAUUCCGACCUGGACGACCAUUGCGCGGAGGAAAAGCGGUGUGAUUUGGAAUCAUUGAGCAGGGGCGACAACAGUGCUUGCAAGCGUCCAGAUAAAAUAUUUUCUGAUCCGCCGUGCGACGUGGAACAAGAAAACCGUGCCGCACCGACGCCGGCAACGGCACCCGUGAUUCAUUUAAAGAGCGCAACUUCGAUGUUUAUGGAGGCCCAGAAUGGUGCUUUGCUUGGGGACGCGACAAGCAGAAAAAGACUCAGGUUGCAAAGUCCAUUUGACAGCGAGUCCGACAACGAAAUGGAUAUUGCAACGUGUUUUGGGAUGAAGUUUAUCCAAUGUUGAUGGACAGUUGUGUCUGUUCCUUAGUUCGGGGUGGGCCCAUCUUCACCUUGAAAAUAAUUCGGUUCGUUAUCAAAGAAUWGCCAAGAAAUAAGGUAUCGCAGCACUUUUCGGAAUAUGGAUCUCGGUGGAAGAAUCAGUCUAGWAGUAUUGAAGCCACAAUGCUAUCUUUGUAGUMGUAGAAGUAGUAGUAGCUCCAGGUGAGUCCAGCUCCACCUCAAAAUUGUAAAUUUUGUAGAAAUAUUCAUGAUGGAAAUGAUAUUGCUAGUAGUAGUGGUUUUUAUUCCACAGUCUGGUAGCUACUACUCGUAGUAGCAAAGGAAACAGGAAAAUCAGUAUGUAGUACUUGUAGUACUUAGUCCUACUAGUAGCUCCAACCUCGUAGUAGUAGCAAUACUACUGGUAGUAAUACUACUAUUAGUAGUAGUAGCUGCUACUGCUCUUUUUCCUCAGUCGUCAAAGCAAAAGAAGAACACAAAAAGAUGUACGUUGUAAGGUACCUGGUACAGUACAAGGUGUAUCAUGUUUACUACACCUUGUUUUUUGGCUACUAGAACAGUUAACUUUUGCCCGUUGCAUGUUGCCAAAUGUUGCCACCAGGAAAAUUUAGGAUUUUUUUCCUUUGCUACCACUACUACACUACUCUACUAAUCACACCCCUCUCAUCACUAUAAACAAUAUUAUAAUAAGAAUAUAUUUGUAGCAAUAUUUUAACAAAUAUAAAUACAUUC
Molecule: messenger RNA, 2867 nt
Organism: Pseudo-nitzschia multistriata
Lineage: Eukaryota; Bacillariophyta; Bacillariophyceae; Bacillariales; Bacillariaceae
Source: the annotation of a GenBank genome assembly